Molecule: messenger RNA, 2476 nt
Organism: Nomascus leucogenys (northern white-cheeked gibbon)
Lineage: Eukaryota; Metazoa; Chordata; Mammalia; Primates; Hylobatidae
Gene: PARP3
Product: poly(ADP-ribose) polymerase family member 3
Exons: 12
Coding region: 489-2087 (532 amino acids)
Cellular component (GO): site of double-strand break
Molecular function (GO): NAD+ poly-ADP-ribosyltransferase activity
Source: RefSeq, a predicted model, not a curated record
GUAUCCGGGCCCAAGGUCACCGGGCGACCGGCAGAUGCGUGCUGCAGGCCCUGGCCACAUGAGCAGCGCUACGGACGCGACUGCCCCGGCCUUGGAUAUGCCAGAUCGAGUGUCCACCCGUUCGUGGGACUGGUCGCCUGACUCGGCCUGCCCCAGCCUCUGCUUCACCCCACUGGUGGCCAAAUAGCCAAUGUCUAAUCCCCCACACAAGCUCAUCCCCGGCCUCUGGGGAUUGUUGGGAAUUCUCUCCCUAAUUCACGCCUGAGGCUUAUGGAGAGUUGCUAGACCUGGGACUGCCCUGGGAGGCGCACACAACCAGGCCAGUUGGCAGCCAAGACCUCUCCCAUGUCCCUGCUUUUCUUGGCUCGGUGACUCAGCCCGGCAACCAUGCCAGGGCUGAACUAGCUGACACGGGGGGAGGAGCCCCGAAGUGGAAGAGAGAGAUCCUCCUUUCACUUUCCCUACCCCUCAGGACACACAGGACAGCCAUGGCUCCAAAGCGGAAACCCUCAGUACAGACUGAGGGCCCUGAGAAGAAGAAGGGCCGGCAGGCAGGAAGGGAGGAGGACCCCUUUUGCUCCACCGCUGAGGCCCUCAAGGCCAUACCGGCAGAGAAGCGCAUAAUCCGCACGGAUCCAACAUGUCCACUCAGCAGCAACCCCGGGACCCAGGUGUAUGAGGACUACGACUGCACCCUGAACCAGACCAACAUCGGGAACAACAACAACAAGUUCUACAUCAUCCAGCUGCUCCAAGACGGCGACCGCUUCACCUGCUGGAACCGCUGGGGCCGUGUGGGAGAGGUCGGCCAGUCGAAGAUCAACCACUUCACAAGGCUAGAAGAUGCAAAGAAGGACUUUGAGAAGAAAUUUCGGGAAAAGACCAAGAACAACUGGGCGGAGCGGGACCGCUUUGUGGCUCACCCGGGCAAGUACACACUUAUCGAAGUACAGGGAGAGGAUGAGGCCCAGGAAGCUGUGGUAAAGGUGGACGGAGGCCCAGUGAGGACUGUGGCUAAGCGGGUGCAGCCCUGCUCCCUGGACCCAGCCACGCAGAAGCUCGUCACUAACAUCUUCAGCAAGGAGAUGUUCAAGAACACCAUGGCCCUCAUGGACCUGGAUGUGAAGAAGAUGCCCCUGGGAAAGCUGAGCAAGCAACAGAUUGCACGGGGCUUCGAGGCCUUGGAGGCGCUGGAGGAGGCCCUGAAAGGCCCCAUGGACGGUGGCCAAAGCCUGGAGGAGCUGUCCUCCCACUUUUACACUGUCAUCCCGCACAACUUCGGCCGCAGCCGGCCCCCGCCCAUCAAUUCCCCUGAGCUUCUGCAGGCCAAGAAGGACAUGCUGCUGGUGCUGGCGGACAUCGAGCUGGCCCAGGCCCUGCAGGCAGCCUCUGAGCAGGAGAAGAUGGUGGAGGAGGUGCCACACCCCCUGGACCGAGACUACCAGCUUCUCAAGUGCCAGCUGCAGCUGCUAGACUCUGGAGCACCUGAGUACAAGGUGAUACAGACCUACUUAGAACAGACUGGCAGCAACCACAGGUGCCCUACUCUUCAACACAUCUGGAAAGUAAACCGAGAUGGGGAGGAAGACAGAUUCCAGGUCCACUCCAAACUGGGUAAUCGGAAGCUGCUGUGGCACGGCACCAACGUGGCCGUGGUGGCCGCCAUCCUCACUAGUGGGCUCCGCAUCAUGCCACAUUCUGGUGGGCGUGUUGGCAAGGGCAUCUACUUUGCCUCAGAGAACAGCAAGUCAGCUGGAUAUGUUACUGGCAUGAAGUGUGGGGCCCACGAUGUCGGCUACAUGUUCCUGGGUGAGGUGGCCCUGGGCAGAGAGCACCAUAUCAACACGGACAACCCCAGCUUGAAGAGCCCACCUCCCGGCUUCGACAGUGUCAUUGCCCGAGGCCACACUGAGCCUGAUCCGACCCAAGACACUGAGUUGGAGCUGGAUGGCCAGCAAGUGGUGGUGCCCCAGGGCCAGCCUGUGCCCUGCCCAGAGUUCAGCAGCUCCACAUUCUCCCAGAGCGAGUACCUCAUCUACCAGGAGAGCCAGUGUCGCCUGCGCUACCUGCUGGAGGUCCACCUCUGAGUGCCCGCCUUGUCCCCCAGGGUCCUGCAAGGCUGGACCAUGAUCUUCAAUCAUCCUGCCCAUCUCUGGUACCCCUAUAUCACUCCUUUUUUUCAAGAAUACAAUACGUUGUUGUUAACUAUAGUCACCAUGCUGUACAAGAUCCCUGAACUUAUGCCUCCUAACUGAAAUUUUGUAUUCUUUGACUCACAUCUGCCCAGUCCCUCUCCUCCCAGCCCAUGGUAACCAGCAUUUGACUCUUUACUUGUAUAAGGGCAGCUUUUAUAGGUUCCACAUGUAAGUGAGAUCAUGCAGUGUUUGUCUUUCUGUGCCUGGCUUAUUUCACUCAGCAUAAUGUGCACCGGGUUCACCCAUGUUUUCGUAAAGGACAAGAUUUCCUCCUUUUUUAA